CAGAACUAAAAUGUGCACUUAGACUAAGCUUCAGGCCCUUACAAGUUACAGCCCAACCCUAUUAACCCUAAACCACGAAAUCCUUAUUCCCCCACUCCAAUCUCUCUGCGCCUCUUCAUCAAAACUCCAUAAAUCUUGGGUAUUUCUCGAUCUUUGCUCAAUCUUGAUCAUCUCCUUCAUCUAUAAACUCUAAUUCGACAGAUCGAUCAAUCGUUCGUUCGCUCUCUUAGGCGCCGCCUCAUCGCCUUUACUCCGUCCCUCAUCAUCCAUCAGCUUGAAGCUGUGGAUGUUUGAGUUGCCCUAAACAUGACACCCAAAUCAACCAUUCGUCUCAUCACUUACUCAAACGAGCUUAUAAAUGGGGACCCACUUUACAUAUCCUCAAAUUCCCUCCCAAUAAAAGCAUCAAACUACGAACCAGCUGGCCAUUCUUUUCAUGACAUUGCACUCAAACUUCGUGGCUAUUUUGAAGAAGAAAAUAUAACAUCUGACAAUGAAACUCUUCCAAAAGAUAAAGAACAUGACUACAUGCAAUCAUCCGAUUCAUAUAGCAGCAGCAAAGGGAAAAAGAAAACUGCUGAUGGUGUAAUCCAACAAGAUCAUUAUGCUUUAUUAGGGUUAGGGCAUUUACGGUAUUUAGCCACCGAGGAACAAAUCAGAAAAAGCUACCGUGAAACCGCCUUGAAACACCACCCGGACAAACAGGCGGCACUUCUCUUAGGAGAGGAGACAGAAGCCGGAAAACAAGCGAAAAAAGACGAAAUCGAAAACCGAUUUAAAGCAAUUCAAGAAGCGUAUGAAGUGUUGAUUGAUUCCACAAGGAGGAGAAUUUAUGAUUCUACUGAUGAGUUUGAUGAUGAGAUCCCCACAGACUGUUCACCUAACGAUUUCUUCAAAGUUUUCGGGCCCGCUUUCAUGAGAAACGGGCGGUGGUCGGUGGUGCAACCGAUUCCGCCGCUAGGAGACGACACCAUGCCGCUUAAAGAAGUCGAUUCGUUUUAUGAUUUUUGGUAUGGAUUUAAAAGUUGGAGGGAGUUUCCACAUGAUGAAGAGUUUGACCUUGAACAAGCCGAGUCACGAGAUCAUAAAAGAUGGAUGGAAAGACAAAACGCAAAGUUAUCAGAAAAGGCGAGAAAGGAAGAACACGCGAGAAUUCGAUCGCUUGUGGAUAAUGCGUAUAAACGGGACCCACGAAUCAUGAGGCGAAAAGAAACAUUAAAGUUAGAGAAACAGAAGAAAAAGGAAGCAAAGUUUAUAGUGAAGAAACAACAAGAAGAGGAAGCUGCAAAGGUUGCGGAAGAAAAUAGAAAGAAAAAGGAAGAGGAAGAUAAACAAGCGGCCGAGGCUGCGUCGAAUCAGAAAAAAAUAAAGGAAAAAGAAAAGAAAUUAUUACGAAAAGAACGGACGCGUCUUCGGACGAUUUCGUCCCCGGUUGUGUCCGAGAAUAUCCUUAAUCUUUCCUCGGAUGAUGUGGAAAGUAUAUGUAUGAAACUUGAUAUGUUGCAAUUAAAAAAAUUAUGCGACGAUUUUGAAGGGCAAGAUGGGAAUAAUAAAAAAGCGGAGCUUUUAAAAUCGGCACUUAGCGUCGGGGACCAACAAUCCGAGAAAGAGAAAGAUAGUGUGGUAAAGAAAAAUCAAGUCAACGGGUCAAUAAAAGUCAACGGGAGUCUUGCCCAAAAGAAAGAAAAACCAUGGGGGAAAGAAGAGAUUGAGUUGUUGAGGAAGGGGAUUGUGAAAUACCCAAAAGGGACGUCUCGGAGAUGGGAGGUGGUGGCGGAGUAUAUUGGUACGGGGCGGUCUGUGGAGGAGAUACUGAAAGCAACAAAAACGGUUCUUUUACAAAAACCUGAUUCGGCUAAAGCAUUUGAUUCUUUUCUUGAAAAGAGAAAACCCGCGGUUUCCAUUGCGUCCCCACUUACGACGCGUGAGGAAGUCGACGGGGUUUCGGUUUCGGUUUCCGUGGGGCCCACUGAGUCACAACCACAACCGAGUCAAAGUGAAGAGGCGGGUUCGUCGGGUUCGGACCAGGAUGUGUGGACCCCGGUCCAGGAAACGGCUUUGGUUCAGGCUUUGAAGACUUUCCCGAAAGAAAUUAACCAGAGGUGGGAACGGGUGGCGGCUGCGGUUCCGGGGAAAACGGUUAACCAAUGUAAGAAGCAGUUUGCGUUGCUUAAGGAGAAGUUCAGGAACAAGAAAAAGUAAAAAUUGAAGGUUAAAUUCUGUCAUUUUUGCACUGGAAAAUGGAAAUGCUGAUUUGGGAAUAUAUGGGUUGAUGAGUUUUUGUUAUUGGUUAGUUGUGAAAAUAAGUUAAUUCCGUGUUUACGGUGAAAGUUUAUGAAAAAUGGAGAGGUUUAUGUUGUUUAUGGGUUUUAGUGUAUGGUUAAAUAUAUGUUUAAGUAUGGUGCUAUUUACUAUGUUUCUUUAUGUAUAAUUUGGUAUCGGAUAUGACCUAUUUACGACUAUAUAAAACCAGUUUUUGGAA
Molecule: messenger RNA, 2482 nt
Organism: Lactuca sativa (garden lettuce)
Lineage: Eukaryota; Viridiplantae; Streptophyta; Magnoliopsida; Asterales; Asteraceae
Biological process (GO): regulation of translational fidelity; 'de novo' cotranslational protein folding
Cellular component (GO): cytosol
Molecular function (GO): Hsp70 protein binding; ribosome binding
Source: RefSeq, a predicted model, not a curated record